GGCGGCGAGACCUGGGCGGGGCGGCCGGGCGUUCCGGGGAGCUGCAGCGGCAGCCUGAGCGCAGCAGCCGGCCUCUCCCACCGCAGCCCGCCCGCCGCCACCCCGCACAAUGGCGGGGAGCAGCUCGCUGGAGGCGGUGCGGAGGAAAAUCCGGAGCCUGCAGGAGCAGGCGGACGCCGCGGAGGAGCGCGCGGGCAGCCUGCAGCGCGAGCUGGACUACGAGAGGAAGCUGAGGGAGACCGCUGAAGCUGAUGUAGCUUCUCUGAACAGACGCAUCCAGCUGGUUGAGGAAGAGUUGGAUCGAGCCCAAGAGCGUCUGGCAACAGCUUUGCAGAAACUAGAGGAGGCUGAGAAGGCAGCAGAUGAGAGUGAGAGAGGUAUGAAAGUCAUUGAGAGCCGAGCCCAAAAGGAUGAGGAGAAAAUGGAAAUUCAGGAGAUCCAACUGAAGGAGGCCAAGCACAUUGCUGAGGAUGCCGACCGCAAGUAUGAAGAGGUUGCCCGUAAACUGGUCAUCAUUGAGAGUGACCUGGAGCGUGCAGAGGAGCGGGCCGAGCUCUCAGAAGGCCAAGUUCGACAGCUGGAAGAACAAUUAAGAAUAAUGGAUCAGACCUUGAAAGCAUUAAUGGCUGCAGAGGAUAAGUACUCUCAGAAGGAAGACAAAUAUGAGGAAGAGAUCAAGGUCCUUUCUGACAAGCUGAAGGAGGCUGAGACUCGGGCUGAGUUUGCGGAGAGGUCAGUAACUAAAUUGGAGAAAAGCAUUGAUGACUUAGAAGAUCAACUCUACCAGCAACUUGAGCAAAACCGCCGCCUAACUAACCAACUAAAGCUGGCCCUGAAUGAGGAUUAAACUUAAGUGGGAAAGAAUUUGGGCUGAAUUCUAGGAAUGGAGCCCAUGGGCAGAAAAUCUAAGACUGACUGUCAUACCUUCAACUAUAGGGUUGAAAUCAGUUGCUUUUGGCCAAAAUGUACAUGAAAUGAUUGAGCUGAAAGGCUGGCUGGCCUUGCCUACAAUUUCCUCGUAUAUCUGAAAUAAUUCAGUUCUCUUUAAUCCCAAAAGCUUUAUGGUAAAAUGUAUACAUUACGUAUAUAAAUAAAUACAACAAACAAUUCACUCCUCUUUGCAACAGUAGGUCCUCUUGUUUGAAUUAAUACAUAAUGAAGACCCCUCCCAAAAAAUGUUUUCUAUUGCCUACAGAGAACUGAGUCCUGCUUUAAGUUAGAAAGCCAAAGCAGAGGGGUGUGUAUGUGUAUAACUAUAUAUAUAUAUUAUAUAUGGAUGUAAUAUAUAUAAUAUGUAUAUAUGUAUCCCUAUUACAUAUUCAUAUUCCUACCUUCUUAAUACCUGGUAUAGUGUUUGAAAUAUGAUUAAAUGUACCUAUGCUUGGGCAAAAUAGCUUUUGAAAACAGGAGCUCAUGUCAGAAGUCCCUGAUUGUCUAAAAGGUAUGCUUUUAUUCAGUCUAACUGUGUUGUUGGAAUCUGGUGAGAAUGUCAUGCUGAUAAUAAAUAGAACACUAAGAGUAGUAAGAGAAUGUCCUACUGAAGUGUGCAUGAAACAUGUUGAUAUUUUUUUUUAAUGAGCAACAGAAAUAAAUCAUUUCAAAAGUUAUCAGAAAACCUA
This is a messenger RNA of Hipposideros armiger (great roundleaf bat), 1619 nucleotides long. RefSeq names its product tropomyosin 1 (gene TPM1). The record is from RefSeq and is a predicted model, not a curated record. The transcript is spliced from 8 exons. NCBI's taxonomy places the organism in Eukaryota, Metazoa, Chordata, Mammalia, Chiroptera, Hipposideridae. Bases 110 to 847 code for a protein of 245 amino acids.